Cydia pomonella (codling moth) is the source of this 6706-nucleotide messenger RNA. It is a transcript of the gene cac, whose product is annotated as voltage-dependent calcium channel type A subunit alpha-1. The transcript is spliced from 43 exons. Gene Ontology annotation, molecular function: calcium ion binding; high voltage-gated calcium channel activity. The record is from RefSeq and is a predicted model, not a curated record. Gene Ontology annotation, cellular component: membrane; voltage-gated calcium channel complex. Bases 929 to 6571 code for a protein of 1880 amino acids. Lineage: Eukaryota; Metazoa; Arthropoda; Insecta; Lepidoptera; Tortricidae. Gene Ontology annotation, biological process: chemical synaptic transmission; calcium ion import across plasma membrane.
AGGCGACGGCGGGCGGCUGCGGGCACCCCCCCGCCGCGUGUAGGCGGCCGGCUGCUCGACUCGUGCGGUGUUAAGUCAUAUGGUCGAGGAGCAUAAAGCCUAUGUUGAAGAAAGAAAUUCGGUGAAGAGACCACCCUCCAAAAUGGCAAGGCCAAGUCGUAGGCGGACUUACGGCACGGUGCGACACUUGCGCGCGCAUAAAAGACUUGCGAUCGCGAACGUCGGCGGGCGGCGACGCGCGGCGGGUAGGAGUGCGGGUCAGUGGCGUGCAGAGCGCGCCGCGGACGCCCGCACCGCAGUGUCGAGCAGCAACCCGCCAUGCCCGGCCCGCGCCUCUCCCGCGCCGCCUGACAGCAUGGCCCACCCGACCGCUACCACCACACGCAGCCACGCUCUGACGACGGUUUUAGGCUUUCCUGACCUUUCGUCACCGUCGUGUUAUGGCCAGUCGUGGCAGACCAUCACCACUCAUCCCUUUCAUACCGUCGUGACGUGCACGUGGACACUGCGGUGCCAACCUCAAAUGUUUUCAAUGCCUUUAGACUGUAAGGUGACACUAACAGAACAUUAACUAACACUUAAACAAUCUUAAUGACUCCAGUGCAACACCUCAAUUCGAGGGGGAAGUUCAAUGAACUAGUAUAUUUAAAUUCAGAAUCGUGUUUAAUAUGAGAGACUAGUUAACAUAAAAAGUGGACUGCGGUGGGGGUUGUGCUGUGUACUUAGCUCUGCCUCUAGUUGUUUAAUGAACAUCCAGGGAUUAUACGAAAAACUUACAAUUUACGGCUUUAUGUCGUAAAUACUACGUAGACACGUGAUUAUUAAAGGAGUGCUACCGUACAACCUGCCGCGCCCAUGCCCUUAAGUUCGGUUGGCUGCAGCGCAGGAGGCGGCGGGCGCGCAAGCGCGCGCGGCGCCAGCUGAUACCAUGGGCGGCGCGCAUCAGCCCGCUACUCCGGGGCCCACGUCGCUCUUCAUACUCUCCGACGAAAACCCUAUACGGAGGUACACAAAGUUCAUCAUUGAGUGGCCACCCUUCGAGUACGCGGUGCUGCUUACCAUCAUAGCCAACUGCGUGGUGCUGGCGCUGGAGGAGCAUUUGCCCAACGGCGAUAAGACCAUCUUAGCACAGAAUCUGGAAAAGACCGAGGCGUACUUUUUAGGAAUAUUUUGUGUAGAAGCCUCGUUAAAAAUUUUAGCUUUAGGUUUUGUUUUACACAGGGGCUCGUAUCUUAGAAACGUUUGGAACAUUAUGGAUUUUUUCGUUGUAGUAACCGGUAUCGUCACGCUGCAGCCGAACAUCGCGCCGGAUGUCGACUUCAGAACCUUGCGUGCCAUUAGGGUGCUGAGGCCCCUUAAAUUAGUAUCGGGCGUCCCUAGUCUGCAAGUGGUGUUGAAGUCCAUCAUCAAGGCCAUGGCGCCACUGCUGCAGAUCGGAUUACUGGUGCUGUUUGCGAUCGUUAUAUUCGCUAUCAUCGGCCUGGAGUUCUAUUCCGGGGCUCUUCACAAGACUUGUUAUAAUUUAGAAGAUAUUAAUGAAAUAAUGAAUGAGGGCGACAGUGCCACGCCGUGCAAUGCAGACAACAAGAGUUUGGCGCCGCUGGGAGCCAAUGUUUGCGAAUACGAUAAGAGCACGUGUUUAGAGAAGUGGGAGGGACCGAACAAGGGCAUCACGUCGUUUGAUAACAUCGGCUUCGCUAUGCUCACCGUCUUCCAGUGUAUCACGAUGGAGGGCUGGACUGCCAUCCUCUAUUGGACGAACGACGCUUUAGGCAGUGCAUUCAAUUGGAUUUAUUUUGUGCCUCUAAUAGUAUUGGGUUCAUUCUUUAUGCUCAACUUAGUUCUCGGUGUUCUUAGCGGAGAGUUCUCUAACGAGAGAGGGCGUGUGGAAAGACGCGCUCAGUUCCAGAAGGAGAGAGCGAGGCAGAUGUUCAAUACGGACUUUACCGCUUAUUUAAACUGGAUUACGGAAGCAGAGGAAGUAAUUUUAGCUGAAGAAAGAACCACCGAGGAGGAGAAAAUGCACAUAAUAGAAGCGAGGAGGAAAGCAGCGGCCAAAAAGAAGUUAAAAAACCUCGGCAAAAGCAAAAGCACCGACACUGAAGAGGAAGAGCAGGACGAGGAGUGCGGUGACGACGGUUUUUUGAAAAGCAAGACGCGAUCGGUGGGCAAGUGUGCAGACUUCUGGCGGGCGGAAAAGAGAUUUCGUUUUUGGAUCCGGCACACGGUCAAGACGCAGUGGUUCUACUGGUUCGUCAUUGUACUGGUGUUGUUCAACACGAUAUGUGUCGCCGUCGAACAUUAUAAACAACCAAAAUGGCUGACCUCAUUUUUAUAUUAUGCCGAAUUUGUGUUCUUGGGUCUUUUUAUGAUGGAGAUGUGGGUGAAGAUGUAUGCUUUGGGACCGCGGAUAUACUUCGAGUCUUCUUUCAACCGAUUCGACUGCGUGGUCAUAUCGGGCUCCAUAUUCGAAGUGGUGUGGUCCGAAGUGAAGGGUGGCUCAUUUGGCCUGUCUGUGUUGAGAGCGUUAAGACUGCUGAGGAUAUUCAAGGUCACCAAAUACUGGUCAUCCCUCAGGAACCUAGUGAUAUCACUCCUGAACUCCAUGAGAUCUAUCAUCUCACUGCUGUUCCUACUGUUCUUGUUUAUCCUCAUCUUCGCUUUACUCGGCAUGCAGUUGUUCGGCGGCCAGUUCAACUUCGAGGAGGGAACGCCGCCGACUAACUUCAAUACCUUCCCUAUAGCGCUGCUUACUGUCUUCCAGAUUUUAACAGGUGAAGAUUGGAACGAAGUUAUGUAUCACGGCAUCGAAUCACAGGGUGGCAUUCAGAAGGGCAUGAUCUACUCUUUGUAUUUCGUUAUACUGGUGCUAUUCGGGAACUACACUCUGCUAAACGUGUUUCUUGCCAUCGCUGUCGAUAACUUAGCCAACGCUCAGGAAUUGACAGCUGCGGAAGAGGAACAAGUCGAGGAGGACAAGGAAAAGCAACUUGCAGAAUUGAAGAAAGAGAUGGGAGCGUUACACGCGGUGGACGGGAUACCACCCGAAGUAGAUUCCCCGUCGCCUACUACCAGGAAGAACAAAAAGAAAGAAGAGGCCAAAAAGGAGGAUGAUGACGAGGUGCCAGAUGGACCAAAACCAAUGCUGCCAUAUUCGUCCAUGUUCAUUUUGUCACCCACUAAUCCAAUUAGGAGAGGCGCACAUUGGGUUGUAAAUUUAAAAUACUUUGAUUUUUUUAUCAUGAUUGUUAUAUGUAUGAGUUCUGCGGCUUUAGCAGCUGAAGAUCCUGUAGUUGAAGAAAGCGCCUGGAAUAAAAUAUUAAAUUUAUUCGAUUACGCGUUCACCGGUGUAUUCACCGUUGAAAUGUUACUCAAGAUUGUUGAUCUGGGCAUACUAUUUCACCCGGGUGCUUAUCUUCGCGACUUGUGGAACAUUAUGGAUGCUGCGGUCGUUAUAUGUGCCCUUGUAAGCUUCGGUUUUGAAAUCGGAGGUGUGAAAAAAGGCGCUCAGAAUCUAUCGACGAUAAAGUCGCUAAGAGUGUUGCGAGUGCUCAGGCCGUUGAAAACUAUAAAACGAAUCCCUAAAUUAAAAGCAGUGUUUGACUGUGUGGUGAACUCUUUGAAAAACGUCAUUAACAUUCUCAUUGUGUAUAUAUUGUUUCAAUUCAUAUUUGCUGUAAUUGCAGUACAACUUUUUAAUGGUAAAUUUUUUCACUGCAACGAUAUCAGUAAGAAUACAUUUGAAGACUGCCAAGGGUCGUAUUUCGUCUACGAGGCGAAUAGCCUACUGCCGAAAGUAAGCAAACGGCAGUGGACGACGCAAUUCUUCCAUUACGACAACGUCGCCACUGCCAUGCUUACGCUUUUUGCGGUACAGACGGGAGAAGGGUGGCCACAGGUGUUACAAAACUCCAUGGCUGCUACGUAUGAAGAUAGGGGACCCAUACAAAACUUUCGAAUAGAAAUGUCCAUAUUUUAUAUAGUUUAUUUUGUGGUGUUUCCGUUUUUCUUUGUUAACAUAUUCGUAGCUCUGAUAAUUAUCACAUUUCAAGAGCAAGGUGAAGCCGAGUUACAAGACGGUGAAAUUGAUAAGAAUCAGAAAUCGUGUAUAGACUUUACUAUAGAAGCGCGGCCUCUUGAGAGGUAUAUGCCAAGCAAAAGGGCGAGUUUUAAGUACAAAGUGUGGAGAAUAGUAGUCUCUACGCCUUUUGAGUACUUCAUCAUGACUCUCAUCGUACUCAACACAUUGUUACUCAUGAUGAAGUACUAUAAUCAAAAUGACCUCUACGCGGAUAUCCUCAAGUAUUCGAAUAUGGGGUUCACUGGAAUGUUUUCUGUGGAAACGGUGUUGAAAAUCAUCGCUUACGGUGUCAAAAAUUUUUUCAAAGAUCCAUGGAAUACAUUCGAUUUCAUAACGGUCAUUGGAAGUAUUAUUGACGCUCUCAUCAUGGAAUUGGGCAGCGAUCUUCCAGAACACUGUGCCUCUGACAUUUCCUGUCAGCAGGAGAACACUUUCAACGUCGGUUUCCUCCGCCUGUUCCGAGCCGCGCGACUGAUCAAGCUGCUCAGGCAGGGUUACACCAUUCGAAUACUGUUGUGGACGUUCGUGCAGAGCUUCAAAGCCUUACCCUACGUGUGCCUUCUCAUCGCGAUGCUCUUCUUUAUCUAUGCCAUCAUUGGGAUGCAGGUUUUCGGAAACAUGCAAUACGAUCCAGACACUGCCAUCAACAGGCAUAACAACUUCCGAUCUUUCGUGGGAGCACUUUUGCUGCUAUUUCGAUGCGCAACGGGCGAGUCCUGGCCUAACAUCAUGCUGGCGUGCCUCAAGCCGGCGAAGUGCGACGAGAAGGCCGGGAAGAGUGCAAGCGAACCUUGCGGAAGCACGCUCGCUUACGCCUACUUCGUUUCGUUUAUAUUCUUCUGUUCAUUUCUUAUGUUAAAUUUAUUCGUUGCCGUCAUUAUGGAUAAUUUUGAUUACCUAACGAGGGAUUCGUCCAUCCUCGGCGCACAUCACCUUGAUGAGUUUGUUAGAAUAUGGGCCGAAUAUGACCCAAAUGCCACCGGAAAGAUCCAUUUUACAGAAAUGUAUGAUAUGUUAAAAAAUAUGGAUCCUCCGUUGGGGUUUGGCAACAAGUGUCCGAAUAGGUUGGCCUAUAAGAAAUUAAUUAGAAUGAAUAUGCCGUUAGACGACGAAGGGAAGGUUAAUUUUACUACAACUCUCUUCGCGUUGAUACGGGAAAAUUUAAACAUCAAGAUGAGAUCAGCGGACGAGAUGGACCAAGCGGAUGAAGAGCUGAGGGAAACGAUUACUCACAUAUGGCCAUUGCAAGCGAAGAAAAUGCUAGAUUUGCUGGUGCCUCGAAACGACGUACUCAAUACAGGGAAAAUGACCGUGGGCAAGAUCUACGCGGGCCUCCUCAUCCUCGAGAGCUGGAGAUCGACUAGGUUUGGCCGGAAUCCGCAGGGCGUUACGGCAUUCGGCGAGAAUAGCCCUACGGCCAAUCAGCCGAAGGCGUCCUUCUUUAACUGCCUGUUGGACGUGGCGGCGGGGCUGGGCCCGGGCUCGCGCGCCGGCUCGCUGAGCCACGAGCCCCCCGUCGCACUGCCGGCCGCUGCCCAUCCCGAGGACCACGACUCUCACACUCUCGCCGACCUCGCCCGUCGCAACACCAGAAAGUCACUCAAGAACAAUAAAAAGGUUUUGGAGUUGCAAGACGUAGCUUCACAUCACGCGUCAAUAGAGUCUCUGGACGAGGCGCGACUAACGGCGCCGCACACUUACCAAAACGGUCACCACGGCAGGUCUUCCAGUUUGAGACGGACGCCCAGUCCGAGGCGACGUGGCCACUACGGGGGCUACCACCACGACAUCGGGUUCUCGGACACGGUCAGCAACGUCGUCGAGAUAGUGAAGCACGAACAUCAGCGGCACGGCCGCUCACAUCGCCCGCCACACCACUACCAUCCACAUGCAGGGAAGGAGUGGAGAGCGCCGCACCCAACGACCAGCCUGAGCCAGCCCUCGCGGUCGCCCAGCCCGCCACACCACACCUACGUUUGGGCUCCAAUAGGUGAACGAGAGCGGGAGAGGGACCGCGAGUGGCGAGCUUGGCGGGACCGGUCGUGGGAGAGGGAUGGAGCGCGGCGAGGCCGCGGUCGGCAGCUCCCGCCCACGCCUACCAAGCCGUCCACGCUGCAGGUCAAGCAGCAGCCACCAUUCACUCGAAUCACCCAUAGCCCCUCUCAUUUAUCAUUGAGGCAAACCGUGCGGGACCCGGUGGAGCCUUUGCACGAUGAGUACGAGUAUGGCCGAGAAGUAGAAAGACUGAUACACCGAGACUAUAGAUCUAGAGAUAGUAUUUGCAACAGACGCGGGCGGGGCUACGAGAGCGAGCGGGGAGGGCGGUCGUACGAGCCGGUAGCGCCACUGUCGUAUGAGGCCGCGCUGGCGCUAGGUCGCGGCGGCGGCGGCGCGCGCGCUCUUCCCUCGCCCGCGCCGCCUUCGCGCCUGCCCAACGGGUACAAGCCGCGCGCGCGCCACUCCGACUCCGACGAAGACGACUGGUGCUAGCGGCGCCGACGCGCGCGCUCCCAGAGAGACGUGCGCGCCGCCGCGACCCCCGCGACUCACGCGCACACCUUCUGAAGCGUCGCGCCCGGCCCGACCCGCGACAACACGCCUCGAACGAUCUCGUUUUUACUCGGC